AUGCAAAAUACGAUUGGUACCCCAUCAUGGGCGGAACAGGAUAUCAGCCAACCGGCAACACAACACAAAGCCAAAAGCUCAGGCUCACAAUGGCAAACUCUAAAUGUCUCCCCUGACCUUGUCAAGGCACUCCUUGUACGAAAAUUCAAGAAUCCAACACCAAUACAACGAGCAAGUAUCCCAGGUGCACUGUCCGCCCCUCCACGCGACAUUUUGGGCAUGGCUCGGACGGGAUCAGGCAAAACUCUCGCUUAUUUGAUCCCUCUUUUACAACGACUCGGACCAUCACAUUCUUCAUCGGCAAGUCCAAGAGCUUUAAUCCUUUGUCCUAGUCGUGAACUUGCGGUGCAGAUCUUCUCUGUAGGGAAGGACCUUGCCAGAGGUAUGGGCAAAGGAAAAGCGAAGGAAAUUGAGACCUUGAGGUGGGCUUUGAUUAUGGGCGGAGAAAGCUUGGAAGGUCAAUUUGAGAAGAUGUCUGCAGAACCUGACAUGUUAUUCGAGAUGGGCUUCGAUGCUCAAUUGAGAGAAAUUUUGGUUCGGCUGCCUUCCACUCGUCAAAACCUAUUGUUCUCUGCAACUCUGCCAUCGACUGUGGCCGAGUUCGCGAAAGCGGGGCUCGUAAAUCCUCUUCUCAUUCGUCUGGACGCCGAUCAUAAGAUCAGUUCUGAUCUUGAUCUGCGAUUCUUAUCGGUCAAGCCUUUGGACAAAGACGCUGCUCUGCUCGUCUUGCUCAAAGACGCAAUUAGGAUAACUAGCAAAUCUGAUGUCGACGAUGCAAGUCCUCAAGCGAUUGUCUUUGUAUCUACAAAGCACCACGUGGACUACAUCUCCGAAUUACUUAGAGCUGCCAAUUAUCGUACCUCUCAUAUUUACAGCUCCUUGGACCAGACAGCUCGGCAACAGCAAAUGCAUCAGUUUCGAACCCGAUCUACGGAUGUGCUGGUCGUUACCGAUGUCGCCGCACGAGGCUUAGACAUUCCUGUGAUGGAUCAUGUCAUUAACUAUGACUUCCCUCCUGGUCCUCGUGUGUUUGUUCAUCGGGUUGGUAGGACCGCUAGAGCUGGUCGAAAGGGGACAGCUUGGUCGCUUAUUACACGAGAUGAUUGGCCUUACCUAUACGACUUACAGACGUUCCUGGGCAUAUCUCGAAUCGGAGAUGGCGCGGAUAUGUUGAAGGCUUUACCAACAGACAACAUCAGCGAGAACGUCGAAUACAUCCUCUCGAGUCUAGACGAAGUUUCACCCAAUCUUAUAUCACAACGUGAAGUGAUGCGGAAAGGUCAAUCGAUGUUCGAGCGAUCUCGGGGUAAAGCUUCUGUUAAUGCAUACCGGAAAGCAAAAGUCCUGGGACAGGAAUUAGCUCGUCAGCAGUCGCUUCCUGUGGACCGGAGCUUUAGCGAACGCGAAAGUAAACCUGUCAGUAUCGAAAGAGAUCGCCUCAUUGCUUCGUUAGCAACAUAUACACCAAACGAAACGGUCUUUGAAAUGGGCCGUAAGGGAGACACAGAGAAUGCUAUAUUGAUGCAAAAGCGACGAAAAAUCGUCAGCGCCCGUAAAAAUCGAUUAAUUCAGAAGACGGAAUCUUCUCUCGAUCAAACAGACUCAGAUCAGGCCCAGGCGCCGACUCAGGAGCCAAGAUCUUUCCGGGACCCAGAGUUCUUCAUGGAUCACGCACAGAGUGGUGCAGCCUCUGAGCAAGGGUAUUCUCUCAAAAGCGGCGCAUCACUCCCGGAAGCUCUCUCUGCAGCGACGGUUGACUUGACUGCUGAUGAAGGUUCGGCUACUCGCGCACAAAAGGCGAGUCAACUCAACUGGGACCGGAAGAAACGUAAAUUCAUUACGACUACGAUCGGGUCAGACAACGCCAAGAUGAUACGAUCCGAAAGCGGCGCUUUGCUUCCUGCGACCUACAGUAGCGGGCGUUAUGAUUCAUGGAAAAAGACUCGUCGUUUAGGUGCUGCCUCGAACUCCAAUGCCCGACAUAGCAAGACUCCGCCGGGUGAUGUUACGCACCAGGGCGGUGAUUCCGAUGCCGACAAGGGAAGGAAAAACUCUGACAAUCAACGACGAGGAACGAAUAAAUCGCUUCUUACGGCUGAUGUUGUUCGGAAACAAAGAUUGCAGACUCGAAAGAAAUUAGAAAAGACAGCCCGCCCUUCUCGAAAAAGUGGCCGGUCCUAG
Molecule: messenger RNA, 2181 nt
Organism: Kwoniella shivajii
Lineage: Eukaryota; Fungi; Basidiomycota; Tremellomycetes; Tremellales; Cryptococcaceae
Exons: 6
Coding region: 1-2181 (726 amino acids)
Cellular component (GO): nucleus
Molecular function (GO): ATP binding; RNA binding; RNA helicase activity
Source: RefSeq, a predicted model, not a curated record